AUGAGUGAAGACCCGUACGCUCGACCUUCAACAGAUUACCCAUUUGAAAUCCAAAUCAAUCCUCUCAAACAGACGAGAGUGGUUGAUAUUCAACCUGGCUAUGGUAGCCAAGAGAUCCGCUGUACUCUGUCAGUGAAAAAUCUACAGACUGAAUGUCCAUCCGAUUAUGAAGCUCUGUCGUAUGUAUGGGGCAAAUGGGAGGAUUGUGCCACUAUUUCGUUGAACGGUAUCCCAGAUUUUCCUGUUACUCGCAAUCUUGAAAAUGCCCUCCAAAGACUUCGACAUAGAGAAAGAACUCGCCGCAUGUGGAUUGAUCAACUAUGUAUCCAGCAAGAAUGCGACUGUCAAAAUGGGGGACAUACAUGUGAGAAGAAGCAACAAAUCAAGAAUAUCGGCCAGAUAUUCUCACAAGCUCAGCAAGUUAUCAUUUGGUUUGGAGAACACGACUAA
Penicillium malachiteum is the source of this 450-nucleotide messenger RNA. RefSeq lists its product as uncharacterized. The transcript has a single exon. The record is from RefSeq and is a predicted model, not a curated record. Bases 1 to 450 code for a protein of 149 amino acids. NCBI's taxonomy places the organism in Eukaryota, Fungi, Ascomycota, Eurotiomycetes, Eurotiales, Aspergillaceae.